Molecule: messenger RNA, 975 nt
Organism: Paramecium octaurelia
Lineage: Eukaryota; Ciliophora; Oligohymenophorea; Peniculida; Parameciidae
Source: the annotation of a GenBank genome assembly
AUGGGAAAUAAGAAUAUAUGUUGUAAUUAGGAAGAAUAAUAGCGAUAAUCACAAACCCUUGGUUCAGAAUGUAUAAUGACAAUUCCAGAUAUUAGUGAAGUAAUUCCUCUCUUUUAGUUGGCAUGCUCGAGUUAAUGAGAUCCUCAAUAGAGAUUACAAUAACAUGCCUUUAUUAAAUGAAUACAGAGUAUCGCCUACUCUUUAAACUAUUCAGCAACAUUUGCAUAUCAAAAAUCAAAUGUUGAGUGAUAUAUUUUAUAGCUUCGUCCAAAAUUCCAAGGAAAUGUUAUUUCAUUCUCAAAUGAAGAUUUCAUUUUUUUCGACUUCUAUCAUUGUAUCAGAUAAUAGUUUACACUCCUAAUUAGCUUAGAGUUUCAUAAAAGCAACUGAUUUGUAAAUUGUAAAAUCUCUAUCAUCUAGUCAUCUUGAUUUAAAAUUGGAAAUUAACCAAUUCAUACAUUUCUUUGCUGAUCUCAUUCUAAGAUUCUACAAAUCAACCUUUACAAUUGAUGAAAUUAAGAUGCUCAUCAUAGAUGAAUUGUUUGGAAACGAGUAGUUUUAUGAUUUUGUCAAAUAGCAAUAUGACAAAGGAUUACAUAGCAAGAUAAUUGCCUAUCGAACAUAUAUUCAGAAGAAGAAAAGAUCUCAAAACAAACAAGAAAAGGCAGUCGCAAUUCUAUCGAGCAUUGUUACUAAAAGAUCACCAAAGGAAAAACUCUAAGUUUUAGAUAUGGCAGCUCAACAGUUGACUAAAGAGAUCAAGAAUGUUGAUGCCGAUAAAUUCAAUGAACUAGUUUUUGAUUUGAUUGUCUAAGCUAAUAUACCUUCAUUCGUAACUGAGAUUAAAAUGAUUCAUCAUUUUGCUGGGGAGAUGUAUAACUGAUUAAUAGGUUUACUAGUAAUUCCUUAGGGAGAUAUGGCUAUGUCCUUACUAGUUUUAUGGGAGUUUUAAUGCUAAUUCUAUAAAAUUAGUGA